Molecule: messenger RNA, 259 nt
Organism: Staurois parvus
Lineage: Eukaryota; Metazoa; Chordata; Amphibia; Anura; Ranidae
Source: the annotation of a GenBank genome assembly
UGCUACAUUAGUUUUCUUUUUAGGCUAUUUCAUCUGGUGAUCCUGCCAAACAAGCUGUCCUGCAGAUGUAGCAGUUAGAUGGUUUAGACAAACCAUUUAACCAGGGGCGGACUGACAAUUCAUGGGGUCCCCGGAAAAUAGGGGAUCAUGGGGCCCCUGUGUCCUUGCCCACACUCAAACCACACCCAAAAAAGCCUAUGAAAGGUACCAGGGGCAGCUCAUGGGGCCCCCUACUGACCCCGGGCCCUUGGUGGCGCUG